GUGACAUCGACAAGUGGAAGCCGCAGUCCCAUCACCAGGUCGAGUCCCAAGUGCGCUUGCCGGUCCCUGCCGCCUCUUCCAAGCCUCUCGCAGAAAGCGGUCAGAGCAUCGCAGGACCCAGACUCGCUCCCCCAGGCGGUACAGCUCGGUGACGUGUCGUCCUGCAAGUGGUGUUGGCGACACCGUUCCUGCAUCCCGCGUGCAUCCAGCGUGCAUCGAGCCGCGCCCCUGCGACAGCGGACGCAUCUCAUCGACAUCUUCGACGCCCAAGCCCACCCCUGUCCCCAAGAAAGUUGAGGCCCGACCGAGGGAUUCACAUUGGCCGUCGUCAGGUGUCGCGUGCUUCAAGCCCUCUUCGACUUGCCAUCCACAUCGCGACAACACACGGAGCCAAAUCGCCCCCUGCUGGCCGCCAGCAUCAUGUGUAUUGUCCUCCUCAGCACGGCGCAUCCGCGGUACGCCCUCAUCAUCAUUGACAACCGCGAUGAGUACGUCCUCCGGCCAACGACCCAGCCAUACUGGUGGACCCAUGGCCCUUCCGGCAACCGCAUUCUCUCGUCACGCGACCUCUAUCGCCGGGAGCGUGGCACCUGGAUGGGCUUCAACCAAGACGGUCGCUUUGCAGUCCUCACCAACUUCCGCGAAUCGGCCCUCGACGAUCCGGACAAGUCUCUGGGCACCGUCAUGAGCCGUGGCGUCAUUGUCAAUGAGUGGCUCGGCGCACCUCCAUCAGAAAGCCUGGACGACUUCGUGCCCCGAGUCAUGACCAGCGGCACCUUUAAAGGAGUCGGAGGCUUCUCCUUGAUCUGCGGGGAUCUCCGCGGCAUGUCGGAAGCGAAAGGCAUGAGAGCGGCGUCCAUUUUGUCGAACCGGUGCGACAGUGUAGACCAGGUCCCCCGCAUCUGCGGCACCCGAGGCACGACCGUCUCACUCAGUAACACCAUCUAUUCGUCGGCCAGCACGUGGCCAAAAGUCAACCUCGGCGAGGAGCUUAUGGAGAACACAAUCAAUGAGGCGGUCAAACAGGAUUGGGACGAGGACACUCUGACAGAAAACCUGUUCUCCGUGCUCGACCACGAUACGAUGCCGCGAGAUCCUGAUAGGACACUGGCCGAGUUUCGGGACCUCUUGAGGACAUCCAUUUUUAUUCCUCCCUUCAACAACCAAGAGAGCCAGAAGUGCAUGGAAGAUGCAAAACGAAGGGGACGAGAAGAAAACCUGCCGCAGUUUGAGACGGCUCCGGAAGACGACGAGAGCAAGGACGGGGACGACCUAGAGCCGAAAGAAGCCUUUUUGCAGGGCGCGUAUGGCACACAGCGACAGACCAUCAUCUUGGUUGACUGGGAUGGCAACGUCACCUACAAGGAGAGGGCGUUGUGGGAUGCGCACGGAAAUGCCCUGAAAAGGGGCGAGGCUGAUGUAGUCAAGAAGUUCCACAUAGGCGAUACUACCAAUUAAAAUGCCAUCCGACGCAAGAAACUUUUGCAUCACUCCCAUUCCAAGGCAUGGAGGAUGUGGAGAGGAAGGACAAGCGCCGCUUCCAAUAUCGUGCCUGCUCAAGAUACGGAUCC
Messenger RNA from Microdochium trichocladiopsis, 1571 nucleotides. RefSeq names its product NRDE protein-domain-containing protein. The transcript has a single exon. Gene Ontology annotation, biological process: Golgi organization; protein secretion. The record is from RefSeq and is a predicted model, not a curated record. Bases 421 to 1458 code for a protein of 345 amino acids. Lineage: Eukaryota; Fungi; Ascomycota; Sordariomycetes; Xylariales; Microdochiaceae. Gene Ontology annotation, cellular component: Golgi apparatus.